Messenger RNA from Rangifer tarandus platyrhynchus (Svalbard reindeer), 2187 nucleotides. The record is from the annotation of a GenBank genome assembly. Lineage: Eukaryota; Metazoa; Chordata; Mammalia; Artiodactyla; Cervidae.
AUGUCUCGACGAAGCCAGCGCCUCACGCGCUACUCCUCCCAGGGUGAUGAUGAUGGCGGCAGCAGCAGCAGCGGAGGGAGCUCAGUGAUGGGGAGUCAGAGCACCCUGUUUAAGGACAGUCCUCUCAGGACCUUGAAGAGGAAAUCCAGCAACUCCAAGCGCCUCUCCCCAGCGCCGCAGCUGGGUCCCUCCUCGGACACACACACCUCCUACUACAGCGAGUCCAUGGUCAGAGAGUCCUACAUCGGCAGCCCACGGGCCGCUUCCAUCGCGGCCUCCCUCACCAGGAACUCCCUCCUCGACGACCCCUACUGGAGUGAGGACCUGCGGGUGAGGAGAAGGAGAGGCACGGGCGGCACCGACAGCAGCAAGGUCAACGGGCUCCCGGAGAACAAGCUCUCCGAGGACUUCCUUGGGUCCUCCUCGGGCUACUCCUCUGAGGAUGACUACGUAGGCUACUCGGAGACAGACCACAGGGGCUCAGGGUCACAGCUGCGGAAUGCUGUCUCCCGGGCGGGCUCUUUUCUCUGGAUGGUGGUCACCUCUCCAGGCCGGCUCUUCGGGCUCCUCUACUGGUGGAUCGGCACCACCUGGUACCGCCUGACCACAGCCGCCUCCCUCCUUGACGUCUUCGUUUUAACCAGACGCUUCUCAUCCCUGAAGACGUUCCUGUGGUUCCUCUUGCUGCUGCUGCUUCUGACUGGCCUGACCUAUGGAGCCUGGUACUUCUACCCCUUCGGGCUGCAGACGCUCCACCCCACUGUGGUCUCCUGGUGGGCCUCAAAGGGGAGCAGUGGGCAGCGUGAGGUGUGGGAGUCCAGAGACUCAUCCCCACAUUUCCAGGCCGAGCAGCGCAUUCUGUCCCAGGUACACUCGCUGGAGCGGCGCCUGGACACUCUUGCUGCUGAGUUCUCAUCCAGCUGGCAGAAGGAGGCCAUGCGGCUGGAGCGCCUGGAGCUGCAGCAGGGGGCUGGCGGGCAGGGAGGCGGAGGCGGCGGCCUGAGCCACGAGGACACUCUGGUGCUCCUGGAGGGGUUGGUGAGCCGCCGCGAGGCUGCCCUGAAGGAGGACCUCCGCAGGGACACUGCUGCUCGGAUCCAGGAAGAGCUGGUCACCCUGAGAGCAGAGCAUCAGCAGGACUCAGAAGACCUUUUCAAGAAGAUUGUCCAGGCCUCCCAGGAAUCUGAGGCUCGACUCCAGCAGCUGAAGUCAGAGUGGCAAAGGAUGACCCAGGAGUCCUUCAAGGAGAACGCCAUGAAGGAGCUGGGGCGGCUGGAGGGUCAGCUGGCAGGCCUGCGGCAGGAGCUGGCAGCCCUGACCCUGAAGCAGAGCUUGGUGGAGGACCAGGUGGGGCUGUUGCCCCAGCAGCUCCAGGCCGUGCGGGAUGACGUGGAGUCUCAGCUCCCUGCCUGGGUCAGUCAGUUCCUUCUUCGAGGUGGGGGAACCCGCACUGGGCUCAUUCAGCGAGAGGAGAUGGAAGCUCAGCUGCGGGAGCUGGAGAGCAAGAUCCUCGCCCACAUGGCUGAGAUGCAGGGCAAGUCGGCGAGGGAGGCCGUGGCCAGCCUGGGGCUGACGCUGCAGAGGGAAGGCGUGAUUGGGGUGACCGAGGAGCAGGUGCACCGUAUCGUAAACCAGGCUCUGAAGCGCUACAGCGAGGACCGCAUCGGGAUGGUGGACUACGCUCUGGAGUCGGGAGGGGCCAGUGUCAUCAGCACUCGAUGUUCGGAGACCUACGAGACCAAGACGGCCCUCCUCAGCCUCUUCGGCAUCCCCCUGUGGUACCACUCCCAGUCUCCCCGAGUCAUUCUCCAGCCAGAUGUGCACCCGGGCAACUGCUGGGCCUUCCAGGGGCCCCAGGGCUUUGCUGUGGUUCGCCUUUCUGCCCGCAUCCGCCCCAGUGCUGUCACCUUAGAGCACGUGCCCAAAUCCUUGUCGCCCAACAGCACCAUCUCCAGUGCCCCCAAGGACUUUGCCAUCUUUGGGUUCGACGAGGACCUGCAGCAGGAAGGGACGCUCCUUGGCCAGUUCACCUACGACCAGGACGGGGAGCCCAUUCAGACGUUUUAUUUUCAGGAUCCUAAAAUGGCCACGUACCAGGUGGUGGAGCUGCGCAUCCUGACUAACUGGGGCCACCCCGAGUACACCUGCAUCUACCGCUUCAGGGUGCAUGGGGAGCCCGCCCACUAG